UGUAUUGUGCACUAAUCUAGCAAAUUAAGCCGGUCGCACUGAUAACAUGUGCACAAAAAGAAGCAUACGUCUGGUUUAAAUAGGAACGCCGAUCCGACGGAAGCCAUCAGUUUCGAGUUGUCCACCUUGAAGUUCUGUUGAAAAACCAAACCACCCUUCAAAAUGUCUCUGAAGUCCGACGAAGUUUUCGCCAAGAUCGCUAAGCGUCUGGAGAGCAUCGACCCCGCCAACCGUCAGGUCGAGCACGUGUACAAGUUCAGAAUCACCCAGGGUGGCAAGGUUGUCAAGAACUGGGUUAUGGAUCUGAAGAACGUCAAGCUGGUCGAGUCCGAUGAUGCCGCCGAGGCCACCCUGACCAUGGAGGAUGACAUCAUGUUCGCCAUCGGAACCGGUGCCCUGCCCGCCAAGGAAGCCAUGGCCCAGGACAAGAUGGAAGUCGAUGGACAAGUUGAGCUGAUCUUCCUGCUGGAGCCAUUCAUUGCCUCGCUGAAGUAAAAUGCGUGACGCGGCCCUUGUGAAUACCAAUCAUUGCAUGUGCUUGCCUCGUUUAAUCAGAGCGAAUGUCAUGUCAUCCAAACUACUGUGUUGUAACUUAUUAUUUUCCUGUAUCGCGAUUUCGGCAUCAUUAAAACGUAUUUUGUAAAGUA
Messenger RNA from Aedes aegypti (yellow fever mosquito), 647 nucleotides. RefSeq lists its product as uncharacterized. Gene Ontology annotation, cellular component: cytosol. The transcript is spliced from 2 exons. Lineage: Eukaryota; Metazoa; Arthropoda; Insecta; Diptera; Culicidae. Bases 163 to 495 code for a protein of 110 amino acids. The record is from RefSeq and is a predicted model, not a curated record.